Messenger RNA from Adineta steineri, 426 nucleotides. The record is from the annotation of a GenBank genome assembly. NCBI's taxonomy places the organism in Eukaryota, Metazoa, Rotifera, Eurotatoria, Adinetida, Adinetidae.
AUGCAUUCUUAUUUUUUAUUAUUCAACAUACUUCUCAUAUUUUUAUUACCAAUAAAUGCACAGAUAGAUACUUCUUUUACAAAUACAUCAUGGUUUUGGCCAGUAUUUAGUAUUUGUCUUAUAUUAUUAAUUAGUGCUUCAUGUAUAGCCGUUAUAAUUAUCGGUCUUUGUCAUGAUAAACAAAAAUUAAAUACGAAUUUCGAUCAAUCAAGUAUUAACUCAAGUUCACCAUCUAUUUCUUCAGUAUCAUUUCAAGAUGAUAGACAAUAUAAUUAUUUUCAUAGCCCACCGCCACCAUAUAUAGCAAAUGAACAACCGGAAAUUCUUUUUCUUACUUCAUCACUUCCACCUUCAUAUCGAUCUUCUACACCAAUAGAUUUAUCAUCAACAUUAACAAAUCCAUCUAUACCAACAUUUUAUGUUUAA